UUUGAAGGUUUUGACAAUUUAGCAGAUACUUUAAUUCUUAUUAUCACUCAGCAUAGCAAGCUUUCAGUUUUAUUAAUACAAAAUAAACAUUGUAUUUGUAGUAAUGGUGGUGGAAGAAGUGGUGCAUUUCUGGCGUUAGAUGCUAAUUUGGAAUUGUUAAAGAGGACGGGGCAGAUUGAUGUAUUUGAAUAUGGUAAAAUCUUGAUUAAUUCUCGACCACAUUUGAUCGAUUCUGUUGAUCAGUACCAAUUCAUUUAUGAUGCUCUUGCAGAGGCAGUGUUAUGUAAUAUUCAACCAAUUGAAAUGUGGAGGUUGAAAGAAAGAAGCUCAAUGUAUAAAGCUAAAAAAAAUCGUCAGAUGAUGGAAGCACAAAAUGCUGAUGAAGCUAAGCUACUAGUGAUGUUGACACCUACACUGAGGAUAGGGGAUUGCGCGGGUGGUCAUCGGCUAGAAAACCGUGGUAAAAACAGAGAUAUUAUGGUGGUGCCACCUGAUCACGCUCGACCAUAUCUACAAACAUUACACGGCGAAAGCAAAGAUUAUACCUAUAUCAAUGCGGUGGAAGUUGAUGGAUUUAAGCGAAAAAAUGAAUUUAUUGUAACAGAAUGGCCAAAAAAUUCAACUUUGGAUAGUUUUUGGACAUUAGUAUUUGAUCAUAGCUGUCAUACAAUUGUUAAUUUAAGUAAUCAAGGACAUGCUCGAACAUAUCCAUCAUUUCUACAAAACAGAGGAAGACAUACGUAUGGGCCUUUCGUUGUUGAAAUUUUAAAUCAUCACCAGUACCCGUCGAUGACUUCACAUGUGGUCAAAGUUAUGAAAAAAGUAUGUUUUAACUUUAAUUCUUUAUUCGAAAGUUCACAUUUUUUCAUCUUUGCAAUAAAGUUUCUCCAACAUUUUUAUGAAAUAAUAAGGUGUAUUUCAGUUCCCUAUAAAUAA
Messenger RNA from Thelazia callipaeda (thelaziosis nematode), 936 nucleotides. The record is from the annotation of a GenBank genome assembly. Lineage: Eukaryota; Metazoa; Nematoda; Chromadorea; Rhabditida; Thelaziidae.